AUGAAGUCCGGAUGUGAUCCCCGCGGGAGAUCCCAUCCCUGGCACCGGCGACCCUGGACGUGGAGCCGUCUCCGUGGCUGGGCUCUGCUGUGCUUGGGCCUCUGCUGCGGGAAGGCGACGGGGGUGGCAACACCUGAUCAGGUGAAACCCAUCAUCACCAUGGAGCAGUUGCUGUGGGUGAGCGGCGGCGUGAUUGGGGAGGUGAACACGUUCAGGGUUCCCCUAAUCGCAGCGACACCUCGGGGCACCCUCCUGGCCUUUUCCGAGGCCCGGAAGCACUCUGCCUACGACGCCGGGGCUAAAUUCAUCGCCCUUCGCAGAUCGCAAGACAAAGGAGCCACCUGGAGUCCUACUUCGUUCAUAGUCGACGACGGUUCCCUGGUGGACGGUCUCAACCUUGGGGCUGUGGUGGUUGACGCAGAAGAAGACAUUGUGUUCCUGAUCUACACUCUCUGUGCCCACUACAACCAAUGCCCCGUCUCGAGCACUAUGAUCAUUCGCAGCCGUGACGACGGGGUCACAUGGAGCGUUCCCAGGAACCUCUCUAAGGAGGUUGGCACGACCAUGUUUGCCCCUGGGCCGGGCUAUGGCAUCCAGAAACGUUACGAGCCGAAGAAGGGCCGCUUGAUUGUCUGUGGCCACGGGACGAUAGCCCGGGAUGGGAUCUCCUGUCUCCUCAGUGACGACCACGGUUUGACGUGGCGAUACGGGCGGCAGCCCCUGCAUGGCAUCCCUUUUGGCGGCAUCAAACUUCUCAGUGACUUCAAUCCUGAUGAAUGCCAGCCCUAUGAGCUGCCAGAUGGAUCUGUGGUGAUCAACGCCCGGAACCAGAACUUCUACCACUGCAGUUGCCGGAUAGUGGUGCGCAGCUAUGAUGCCUGCGAUACCCUUCCGCUGGAGAACGUGACCUUUGACCAGACCUUGGUGGAUCCAGCUGUGGCUGCGGGGGCCCUCGUCAAGUCAGGCCUCGUCUUCUUUACCAACCCGGCCCACGAGAGAGAACGGGUUAACCUGACGCUGCGCUGGAGUUUCACCAAUGGCUCGUCGUGGUGGAAGGAGGCCUUGCAGAUCUGGGGCGGGGCCAGCGGCUACUCCUCCAUGACGGCCUUAGACGGGACGGCGCCCGACGACGCCCACAGCGUCUUCGUCAUUUACGAGAAGGGCCGGUUCAAGACCACCGAGAGCAUCUCCGUGGCCAAGAUCAGCAUCAACGGGAAGCUGUGACCACGCAGGGUGUCCGCGACGAGAU
Molecule: messenger RNA, 1249 nt
Organism: Euleptes europaea (tarantolino)
Lineage: Eukaryota; Metazoa; Chordata; Lepidosauria; Squamata; Sphaerodactylidae
Gene: NEU1
Product: neuraminidase 1
Exons: 6
Coding region: 1-1224 (407 amino acids)
Biological process (GO): oligosaccharide catabolic process; ganglioside catabolic process
Cellular component (GO): membrane; lysosome; cytoplasm
Molecular function (GO): exo-alpha-sialidase activity
Source: RefSeq, a predicted model, not a curated record